Molecule: messenger RNA, 1590 nt
Organism: Scatophagus argus
Lineage: Eukaryota; Metazoa; Chordata; Actinopteri; Scatophagidae
Gene: lft1
Product: lefty1
Exons: 4
Coding region: 149-1225 (358 amino acids)
Biological process (GO): SMAD protein signal transduction; BMP signaling pathway
Cellular component (GO): extracellular region
Molecular function (GO): cytokine activity; growth factor activity; transforming growth factor beta receptor binding
Source: RefSeq, a predicted model, not a curated record
AAGGGUCCCUGCCCCCAUUGACAAAGUGCGAACGACUGGGAGGUCCGCAACAAUAUAAGGGGCCCGAGGAGUGUCAGAGGGACACCAUCUAUCUCUGGUUGACUUGUGCUACCGUGCUGCUGUUUAUCACACUGAUAGUUUUCCACUCAUGGAUUUCCUCCGCGCUUGUGUCCUGUGCACCGCUCUCUUCGGUCUCGCCAAGGCUUUUACGCAUCAGGAUAUGAAGGACGCGCUGCUGCAGAAACUCGGCUUGGAUGAAGUUCCUAAAAUUCAUAAGAGGGAUUUGGAAAAUCUAGUUAUCCCGGCGCAUAUCAGAAAUAAGUACCUGUCCAUGCUGAAGAUGCACCACAGCAGGAGACGUAGAUCUCUGCCCAGCUUGGCGGGCAUUCUGAGGGGGAUCCCUGGUAAUGCAGACAUCUCCGGGGAGUAUGUGUAUUCUGACACCACUCGGCAUCGCAUGGUGUUCGACAUGGAGGCGAGGAUCCCGGACAACAGCGAAGUGACUAUGGCGGAACUGAAGCUCUACCAGCGGGCUUCCUACCACAAACGCUUCGCGGUGGACAGGAAGAACCACCGGCCAGUCAAUAACGCCCGGGUCAGCAUCUACUGGGUGGAGGUGCUGCCAAACGGAUCCAACCGGACAUCGCUGGUAGAUUCACGGUUGAUCCCCAUUCACGAGACCGGCUGGAAGAGCUUUGAUGUGACCCAGGCGGUGCACUAUUGGUCCAAGACCCAGCAGAAGACACCUAUGCACCUGGAGGUGUGGAUCGAGGGCGAGAGACCUGGCAGCUACGCGGCAGAGAUGGCCAAGAGUGUGCGCUUUACCACCCAGGAGCAGACGGACAACACCUUGGGAAAGCCCGAGCUCAUCCUCUACACACUCAACCUCGAAGAGUACGGUUCCCGCGGCGACUGCGACAUCAACCAAAACAAGGACACCUGCUGCAGGGAGCAGUACUUCAUCAACUUCCGUGCUCUCACCUGGACGCAGUACUGGAUCAUCGAGCCAGCAGGCUACCAGGCCUUCAGGUGCACCGGAGGCUGCAAACAACCCAAGCGCAACUUCGGCUACGGGGAGAGGCGGUGCACGGUGUCUGAGAGCGCCCCAUUACCCAUCAUGUACCUGGUGAAGAAGGGGGACUACACUGAGAUAGAAGUGGCUGAAUUCCCCAAUAUGAUUGUAGAGAGGUGUGCCUGCACAAUGGACAAUGUCUCCAUAGUAUGAAGUCAUGGAAAACAGCUAUAGUAAUCCUAUAUCAACAGACUGCUGGGAUGUUUUAUAGGAAUAUUAUAGUGGUUUUCAUUGGGGUGUUGAUGUAUUUAAUGGUUUUAAACAACACGUGUAGUACUUUCUAUUUAAAUGGACAUUUAUGGGAGUUUCACACAAAACAGGCAGUCCUUCUGCCAUUAAACUCCACCUCCUUCCACAAGCACUUUUAUAUAUUUUGGAAAUUUUGAUACCUUUUUUUAUUUGAAUUUGUGUGAGUUGUGUUGAAUCUGCAGCAGUCAUUCAAAUUCUGUCUGAUGUGUUAUAUUUUCAAGCUGUACAUAAUAAGGAUGAGUUUAUGUUUGGAAAAUAAAAUAUUUUGU